Molecule: messenger RNA, 10475 nt
Organism: Mobula hypostoma (lesser devil ray)
Lineage: Eukaryota; Metazoa; Chordata; Chondrichthyes; Myliobatiformes; Myliobatidae
Gene: arid1b
Product: AT-rich interactive domain 1B
Exons: 23
Coding region: 373-7422 (2349 amino acids)
Biological process (GO): regulation of transcription by RNA polymerase II; positive regulation of DNA-templated transcription; chromatin remodeling
Cellular component (GO): SWI/SNF complex; nBAF complex; brahma complex
Molecular function (GO): DNA binding; nucleosome binding
Source: RefSeq, a predicted model, not a curated record
GAUAAUAGUUGUUGGAGUGCUCAUGCCAUGCUGGGCCAGAGGCUCAGCUAGACAUGUAUUUACCCAUAUCCGGGUUAGAGAGGAAAGGAAAGUUUGAUUUUUAAAACAGAUUUGGAGAAAGUUUCCUAUCUAUUUAACAAAAAUAGGAAGAGGAAAACAAUGUAAUAUAUUAUAAUAAUCACCCAUGCAACAAAAGAGAGCCUGAGCCUUUUUUCCCCUUCUCUCUUGCUUUCAAUCUGGAGGAGGACGAGUUUUUUUCCCCUUUUUAAUAAUAUUUAAUGAUCGGGUGUAAAAGGAAGAGAAGAAGCAGACGUGUCUGUGUGUUUCUCCCUCCUCUCUCGCUCUCCCUCUCUGCCUGAUUCUCUCUCAGAGAUGAUCAUGGCCGCUCAAGUAGCAGCAGCUCCGGCCAACAGUAACAGCGGCGGCGGCAGCCCCGGCAGCCGCGACCCCGACACCAUCAACAACGGAAAGCCGGCGGCUCCCACUCCGGCUGCGGGAGGAGGACUGCCCGGAGAUUCCAGUGGUGACGGCGGCGGCGGCGGCGGCUUGAAUCUCAACAGCGUUGAUCAUCAUCACCAUCCCCGUCACCACCAUCACCACCACCACCUUCACCACCACCUCCAGCAACAGCAGCACCACGGCGAGCUCAACAUGGCCAACUCCUCAGGCCCGGCUAACAACAACAGUGGCGGCGGCGCAGCUGGAGGCUCGGGGUCCAACCCCAGCCUCAACCCGAACCCCGAGCCGGCGCACAAAGAACCCGCCUCGGCCUCGCCUUCCUCGGCAUCCACCGCCUCCUCCUCCUCGUCGUCGUCGUCGUCUUCUUCGGCCACCGGCGAGGCGGGGAUAAUUCCCAAUCACAAAGUGAAGGCGAGCGGUGCUGAGUUGUUGCUCGCCCCCCAUCACCAAGGAGAAGGAAGCGGCGGCGCAGACACUCAACAUGGAGGUGGCGGCGGCAAAGACAACAACAGCCUCUUAACCGCCGAUAGCCAGGGCAACGGCAACAGUCACAAGGCCGACGACGAGCUGCUCAAAAUGGGUGACCAGAGGUACGAACACCCGGCAGCCGCGGGACCCAACAACCAGGCGGGCGUCGCCGACUAUAAUUACUACCGAGCGGGGCCGGCGACGGCGGCAGGAGCAGGCCCCGGGCCCGGCCCUUACUUCGAUCAACAUGGCGGACAACAAAGCCCCGGGCUCGGCGUUCACCCUUCCACCAACCUGGAACUGAGCGCCAGCCCGCUGCACAACUCGCACGACGGCUACUCCAAUAACUACAAUCACUACUCGGGCUACAGGCCACCCUACGGCAGCCCCGGCUACGGCAUGAUGAGCUCGCCCAGGGCGAACAGCAUGGGAGGUAGCAACAGCGGCAGUGGGCACCACCACCACCAUCACUCCGGCAAGCAGCAGCCACCGCCGCAGCAACAGCAGCCGCCCUUGGCCGGGGCCUUUCAGCGCUACUCCGGUCAGAGCCAGCAUUCGGGAGCCACGCCAACCCUCAACCAGCUCCUGACCUCCCCUAGCCCUAUGAGGGGAUACGGCUUCCCGGACUACAGCAACCCCGGUGCUUCGCAGGCCUCGCUCAAAGGGAGCGACAUGGGUUCUCAGUACGGAGUAGGGAGCAGCCAAGCCUGGGCAGGAGGUGGCAGCGGAGCGGCAGCUGGACAAACCCGCAGCCACCCGGCUAUGAGUCCCGGUAGCACGGCUCAGGCUCUGGGCAGGGCACAGGGGAAUCCAGUUGAUCAGAUGGGCAUGAAAAGACCCCAGCUGUACGGGAUGAAUAGUAAUCCUUACUCACAGCAGCAACAACAGCAGCAGAGUGGACCUUACCCUGGCCAACCAUAUGGACCUCCCACACCACAGCGCUAUCCAAUGACCAUGCAGAGCAGGAAUCAAAGUAACAUGGGAGGAAUGCAGUAUCCACAGCAACAGAUGCCCCCUCAUUAUAGUCAGCAAAGCAUGAGUGGCUACUGCCAGCAGGGCCAGCAACCUUACUACAAUCAACAGCAGCAACAACCUUCAUCAUACGUGCAGCAGGCACAACAGAGGUACCAAGCACAGCAGGAUAUAACUCAGGAAGGCUAUGGAACUCGCACUGCACCACCAUUGACAUCUAACAAGCCCAACCAUGAAGAUUUGAAUUUGUUACAGCAAGAGAGACCAUCAAGUUUGCCUGAUUUGUCUGGAUCCAUUGAUGAUUUGCCAACGGGGACAGAAGGAACUUUAAGUUCUGGAGUUAGUGCUUCAGGAUCCUCGAGUGGCCAAGGAGAACAGAGUAACCCUGCACAAUCUCCCUUCUCGCCCCAUGCUUCCCCUCAUCUGUCUGGCAUUCGAGGACCCUCUCCUUCCCCUGUUGGUUCUCCUGUUGGAAGUAACCAAUCUAGGUCUGGGACCAUGUCCCCAGCAGGUGUACCAGGAAAUCAAAUGCCAGCUCAGCCUCCCAACAACCAAUCAGAUUCUAGCUCUCAUCCAGCCAUGAACCAAUCGCCAAUGUCACAAGAUAGAGGUUUCAUGUCAGGUGUCCAGAGAAAUGCACAGGUAUCUCAAUAUGGAUCACAGCAAACCGGUCCUCCCAUGUCUCCGCACCCAUCACCUGUUGGACAGAUGCACACUGGUAUGGGGUCUUAUCAGCAGACCAAUUCCAGCAGCACUUAUUGCCCCCAAAGUGGCCAGUUUGGGCCACAAGGUUGUGCCAUGACAGUUAAAAGAAAUGGCAGCACCCAUGGAUCGGAAGGAAAGGAAAGGGGCGCUGUCGGUCUGGAAGUAGCAAAGAUCGUCGACGAGACUGUUGGAGGUAAUUAUCCCAGACCGCCUAAUUAUGGUGGAGUACCGAACGCCAACUACAGUGGUCCAGGUCCAGGCAUGAAUAACAACAUGAGUAUGAAUAUGAACAACCAGAUGCAUGGUCAGGGUCCAACUCAACCUUGCAGUAACAUGACAGUAGGGAGAAUGUCAUCAUCAGGGAUGUCAAACUGGCCUUACUCUGGCAACAUGAGCAAUAUGACCCCAAACUCUCCAAGCAUGUCACAGCAGGUUGGCGCAGGGAUGGGACCGCCAAUGGCAACUGUAAAUCGCAAGGCACAGGAGGCUGCUGCUGCUGUGAUGCAGGCUGCAGCAAACUCUGCUCAAAACAGGCCACCGUACAUUAGGUCGCCUGGUUAUCCCAGUCAGACUGGGCCUGGUGGACGUCCUGUGUUUCCACCACAACAUCCCAACUAUGGCAACACUCAGGCUCCCUUGAUGUACCAGCCUGACCAAUACGGGCAAGCUGGAUACGCUGGCAUGAACCAAAGUGGUAUGAUGGGCUCGAGCUCUCCCUACAGCCAACCAAUGAACAACAGUUCUUUAAUGAUGAACCCUCAGACCACUACUUACAACAUGGCAUCCAAUAUGGUGAACAGCUCUUCAGUUUCAAUGGGUCUUGGAGCUGACAUGAUGACACAAGGCGAUUCCAAACUGCAGGUACCUCAGAAAAUGGAUAUCAAAGAAGAAGGCCUCCCUCUAACUGAGAGCAAAUCUAAGGAUAGCUACAACUCACAGGGUAUUUCUCAGCCCCCUACUCCUGGCAACCUGCCAAUCCCUUCCCCCUUGUCCCCAAGCUCUGCUAGCAUCUCCUCAGUGCAUGGAGAUGAAAGUGAUAGCAUUAGGAGCCCAGGCUGGCCAAAGACUCCGUCAAGCCCUAAAUCAAAUUCUUCCACAACUGGUGAGAAAAUAACCAAGCUAUACGAACUUGGGAAUGAGCAGGAGCGUAAAAUGUGGGUAGACCGUUAUUUGUCCUUCAUGGAGGAGAGAGGAACUCCAGUGGCUAAUUUGCCUGCUGUGGGCAAGAAGCCAUUAGAUCUCUAUCGACUUUACAUUUGUGUCAAGGAGAUUGGCGGUCUAGCACAGGUGAACAAAAACAAAAAAUGGCGUGAACUGGCAACAGCUCUGAGCGUAGGGACAUCAAGCAGUGCAGCAAGCUCACUCAAAAAGCAGUACAUUCAGUACCUGUUUGCCUUUGAAUGUAAGAUUGAACGUGGAGAGGAGCCCCCUCCUGAGAUGUUCAGUUCUGCUGAAUCCAAAAAGCAACCUAAAAUACAACCCCCUUCUCCUGCAGGUUCCGGUUCUCUACAAGGACCACAGACACCUCAGUCCACAAGCAGCUCAAUGGCAGAAAGUGGGGAUUUGAAGCCACCAACUCCUGUAUCAACACCCCAUGGACAAAUGACACCCAUGCAAGGGAACAGGAAUAAUGCAAUCAGCGUACAGGAUCCCUUCUCGGAUGUUAGUGACCCAGCAUUUCAGAAAUGGGGCUCCAUGACACCGAAUACACCAUAUCAACCAGGCAUGAAUAUGCCUGAAAUGAUGAGUCGAAUGUCAUAUGAACCCAAUAAGGAUCCCUUUGGUGGUAUGAGGAAAGUGCCUGGAAGUAAUGAUCCUUUUAUGCCUCCUGGAGUCAUGCCUAACAGUGGGAUGCAGGAUCUGUAUAACCGUACUCCAUCAGGAGGAAUGGGCAACUUGAGUAUGGGUCAGCGGCAACAGUAUGCUUAUGGAUCCGGUUAUGACAGGAGGCCUGAACAUGGAAUGGGUCCUGAAGGAAGUAUGGGACCUCCAGGAGGUCAGUCCAACAUGAUACCUUCUAACAAUGACCCAAGUAUGUACUCACCAAACCGCUACCCUGCACAACAAAGGCACGAUCUUUAUGGGCAACAAUACCCAGGCCAAGGACCCCCUUCUGGACAAACACCAUAUGGAGGCCAUCAGACUGGAAUGUAUCCUCAGCAGCAGAAUUAUAAACGGCCCAUGGAGGGCAUGUAUGGUCCCCCACCAAAGCGCCAUGAGAGUGAUAUGUACAAUGUGCAGUAUGGCAGCCAGCAGCAGGAAAUGUACAAUCAAUAUGGAAAUGCUUAUACUGGACCAGACAGGAGAUCCAUGCAAAGUCAGUACCCAUUGACAUAUAACAGAGACAGGAUGCAGGGUCCAGGUCCAAUGCAACAGCAUGGAAUGCCACCACAAAUGAUGGGAGGACCAAUGCAAGUGUCCUCUACUGAAGGGCCACAACAGGGGAUGUGGCAGUCACGAAAUGAUAUGCCUUAUCAGUAUCCAAACCGGCAAGGCCCUGGAGCACCUCCGCAGGCAUCGCCAUAUGCAGGGAUGAAUCGCACUGAAGAAAUGAUGUUACCUGAUCAGAGAAUAAAUCAUGAAGGCCAAUGGCCCUCCCACAUGAACCAACGUCAGCCUUCGUACAUGCAAUCAGCCUCUAUGGCUCCUAUCACACGACCUUCUCAGUCCUCCUACCAGACUCCUCCUUCAAUGCCAAACCACAUUUCCAGAGCUCCCAGUCCAGCUCCAUUUCAACGGUCUCUAGAAAACAGAAUGUCCCCCAAUAAAUCUCCGUACAUGUCAUCCAUGAAGAUGCAGAAAGUUGGUCCUCCAGUUCCAGCCUCUCAAGUUGCUGUUCCACAACAGCAGCCUCCCCCUGUGAGGCGGGAAAUUACGUUUCCUCCUGGUUCAGUGGAAGCAUCGCAACCAGUCUUAAAAGCAAGACGAAAACUUACCUCAAAAGACACUGGAGCCCCAGAGGCAUGGCGGGUUAUGAUGUCACUCAAGUCUGGCCUUUUGGCUGAGAGCACUUGGGCUCUGGAUACCAUCAACAUCUUACUUUAUGAUGAUAGCACUGUAGCGACAUUCAACCUCUCCCAGUUGUCUGGUUUCCUGGAACUUCUAGUAGAAUAUUUCAGAAGAUGCUUGAUAGAAAUAUUUGGAAUUUUAAAAGAGUACGAGGUUGGAGAUCCUGGUCAGAAGGCUCUGCUUGAUCCCAAUGUAUUUAAGAAAGAUGAUGGUAACUGUACUAAAGAUGAUAUAACAGAGGAAGAAGAGGGGGAAGAAAUUGAUGAUGACUAUGACGAUGAUGAUGAUGAUCAAGAUGAUGAUCAAUCAGAAAGUGAAAACAGUCAAGUCAACUUUGGAGCAGAUGAUUUGCAACUUGGUGAAGAAAAACCAAAACAAGCCAGUAAAUUUGACAGGCUACCACUGAAGAUUGUAAAGAAGAAGGACCUUUUUGUUGUAGAUCGUACAAAUAAACUUGGUCGAGUUCAGGAGUUUGACAGUGGAUUGCUCCAUUGGAAAAUUGGUGGAGGUGACACAACAGAGCACAUUCAGACCCAUUUUGAGAGCAAAAUGGAAAUAUUGUCACGCAAGAGGGUGACGGGAUGUUUAAGUAUACCAACUAAAGAGAAAAAGAUAAAAGAGCAUGAGAACAAAAAAACCAUCAGUACAGAAGAGCAGCUAGAAAAGAGCAUCACAGCAACAAUAGAUGAUGUGUUGUCAGCUCGGCCCGGUGCCUUGCCAGAAGACCAUUCCAAUGGUUCAGCUUCUGAGACAGAAAGCAGUAAAUUUCUCUUUGGCAUCCACCAGGCAAAAAACCACAGAAAUAUAAAGUUAUUGGAGGAUGAGCCUUGCAGCCGUGAUGAGACUCCAUUGUGUACAAUCUCUGACUGGCGGGACUCUUUGGCAAAGCGUUGUAUUUGUGUGUCAAAUAUAGUUCGUAGCUUGUCUUUUGUGCCUGGGAAUGAUAUUGAAAUGUCAAAACACUCGGGCCUAAUACUUAUUUUGGGAAAGCUGAUAUUGCUUCAUCAUGAGCAUCCAGAAAGAAAGCGAACACCACGGACAUAUGAGAAAGAGGAAGAAGAGGAUGAAGGGGUAGCCUGCAGCAAAGACGAGUGGUGGUGGGAUUGCCUUGAGGUUUUACGGGAGAACACCUUAGUUACAUUAGCCAACAUUUCUGGGCAGCUGGACCUGUCUAUAUACCCAGAAAGCAUUUGUUUGCCAAUUUUGGAUGGCUUGCUACACUGGAUGGUAUGUCCUUCAGCAGAAGCCCAGGAUCCUUUCCCAACAGUGGGACUGAAUUCAGUCCUGUCACCACAGCGACUUGUGUUGGAAACAUUAUGUAAACUCAGCAUUCAGGACAAUAAUGUGGAUCUCAUCCUGGCAACUCCCCCAUUCAGCCGUCAGGAGAAACUAUAUGCUACUUUGGUUAGGUACGUGGGGGACCGGAGAAUUUCAGUCUGCCGAGAAAUGUCUGUUGCUCUGUUGUCAAACUUUGCCCAGGGAGACACGUUGGUUGCAAGAGCUAUUGCUGUGCAAAAAGGAAGCAUCAGCAACUUGAUCAGCUUUCUUGAGGAUGGCCUCACUGUGGCCCAACUUCAGCACAGUCAGCCUAACCUGAUGCACAUGCAACCUCCGCCGAUUGAGCCUACCAGUGUGCACAUGAUGUGCCGGGCAGCCAAGGCUUUACUUGCCAUGGCUAGAGUAGAAGAGAACCGCUCUGAAUUUGUUUUACACGAAGGUCGCUUGCUAGAUAUUUCUAUAUCAUCUGUUCUGAACUCUAUGGUUGCAUCUGUCAUUUGUGAUACACUGUUCAUGAUUGGUCAGUUAUGACAGAAGUGGGAAGCCAAGCAUGUGUGAGUGGAGACAAAGAAGUUGCAUUUGAUUGGCUGUUUCUAUUAUUUAUCCAACAAAAAAAAAAGUAACCUUUGCUCCUAUGCCCCGUUUACUAAAGAAAUUGGGCUUUAAAAAGUAGUCAAAUUGGUCAAAUAUAAGAUGGAAAUAAAUAUUUGCUGUAUGUGUAUAAGUACUUUUUAAAACAUUUUUUUAACCAAAGUUGCUGUCUAGUACAGUUGGGGUCAUCUCUAUCCCUAGAUUCCCUUUGGGUGUUUCUUUCAUGUUUGUAUGAUAUUUUUGGAAGCAAAACAGGUGAAUUUUGAAAUGUGGCAAACAUUGUACAAUUAAAUAUUCUUUACCAGUUAAAAAAGGAAAAAAAAUGGGGAAAAACAGAUUAAUUUUGAAAUGUACACACCACAGAAAGCGCUGUGCAAUAGAACUUAGUGACCUAGGUAUAGGGGAUCAAAAAAAGGUGUGCAUAGUCAACUGUAAAACACAAAAUAUUAAAAUGCAUUAGUCUAGCAGCAAACAAUUGUUGACCUGGGUUGGGGGGCUGGGAGAGAAAGUGAUGAUAAACACAAGUUGCUUCCUCAUGAUACUGUCAUAUUCAUACCUUUCUUGACCUUCCACAGUAUGACAGUCCUCAGCAGUCUCUUAGUUCACUUAGUUUAUGUUUUGAUAUUUUUUUCCAACAGCCAAAGGGCUGUAAAUGUAUAUAGAAGUUGUACAUUGCACAUACCCUCAAACUAUUUCUGUUGUGUUUGUUUUUUUUUUGUUUCUUUUAGAAUGAGGUUUACAGUUUUCCUUUCUCCAUGAUGUGGUAAGGUUUAAACAAAGUGGUAGAUUUUAAUUAUUUUUUUUAUUAUAUAUUUUUGGCCAUAUCUCCAAUGAGGGUGAUGUACAAGUUUCUGUAUGUAUAAAGUUGUGCUCUAUUUCAAGGAGAGCAGCUGAUCACAUUUUGCUUCGUAAUCAAGGUGUGGAAAAGGUUAAGUACAGGUAAUGAUCAGAAAUUUAAAAAAAAAUGAAGAAACACAAUUUCAGAAAUUUUUCAGUGAUGCGAAUCAGCAUAUUUGUAUUUCAGAUAAUGUAGUUAAAAACAUUGAUGUAAAUUCCUUCUUUUCCUCUGGCUUAAUGAAUAUCAUUUAUUCAGUAUAAAAUCUUUAUACUAUAUGUUCCACAUGUUAAGAAUAAAUGUACAUUAAAUCUUGUUAAGUGCUGUGAUGAUUGUUCUUGAAUAAUUUUUUAAUGGAUGCAAGUACUUUGGAAGGUUCUACCUGUACUGCUUAGAAUUUAUUUUUAUGGUGGAAAAAUGUAUUGUACUGCAGGAAAAAUUAGUUGCAUUGUCCAUCAAUUUCUCUUCUGUUAUUGUUCUAAACGUGGACAGCCCUUGGUGCAACAGAGGUCUCAGAAGCAGCAGGAUACUCUAAAUCAAUGAUAUCGAUGUUACAGUCAUGGAUGGCCUGAAAGAAGGGUCAUUCUUCUGAACUCAGAAACAACAAUACAACGUUUGACACAAUCAUUGGAUUUUAUUUUACCAGUUGUACUGUUAUGUUAUUUAUGGGAGUUUUCAAUUUGCAUUUACUUAUAUCAAGUUUAACAUUUAGAGAAGCUUCACCUUUGUUGAAUCUGACAGAAUGUUCAUGACAAGAUGUCGUUGAUCAUUCAGCUGGCUGAAGAGCAUGGCCAGCAGUGGGUCAUCUGUCAUUCAGCAUAUCAGAGUUAAAAUUGCUGGAGAAUUUUAAUAUUUGGAUUCUAUUUUUGCUUCUAGUUUCUUUCUGUCACCUGAAUGGCAUCUCCAACUUUGCUUAUCUGUGACACUGACUUACAAACUGGUUUUCCAAAACUGUUAACUAAAAUACUGACUAGUGAACUUACCUCUGUUGUAAGCAGUUUUGUCAGCUACCAACCAUCAUCCUUUGAAAUCCACUGUCAUCCCUGUGCUGAAAUCUCUGGUUGAAUCUCUGCAGUCUUACCAAUACAGCUCGUAAAGUUACAAAUGACAUUUUAUGCAACAGUGAGAAGUGUAAUUUAUUCCUCCUCAUGUUUCUCAAAUGUCUGCAUUCCUUGACAUCAGUAGCCACAAUCCUGUAAUACUGUUUUCCAGAUGUAAAUAACUAUGUUUACAUUGGAAGGGUAAUUUCCAUUUAUUACAAUGGCUUCUUCUUCUCCACUUGCACCGUUGCCCAUGCUGUCUCCUGAGGUCCGUCCUUGGCCCCCUUCUCCUUUCAUCUACAUGCAGCCGCUGAACAAAAGCAUCCUAGUUCAUUGUCAGUUUCCAAACCAAUGUUGAGAAAACACAGCUCUGUUUCAGUAUCACCUCCAUUAAUACCACCAUCCCUUUAAACAGCCCCAGAGCUUAUCUGACAUCCCAUACUAGAUAACGAGAAGCUUCCUUCCACUUGGGAGAACAAAGCGAGUGUCUUUAGUGUCUGUCACAACAUUUCCAUGACAUCUGUCUGAAGUGUUAUACUGCACUCUCAUGUUGUUACAACCUGUUUUUACCUUCAUAACGUUACCUGCUUAUCUGUUGCAGAAAUCUCAUCCAUGCUUUUGUCAUCUUUAGAUUGUAUAAUUCCAUUGCGUUCACUUCUGGCCUUCCUUGCUCCAUAUUUGAAACUUCAGGUACUCUGCUGCUCUUGACUAAAAAUGCAUAAACUGAUCAACUCACAGCUUUUGACAUCCAUUCAUUUUUUUUUUCUUUGUUAAGCAAACCUCUUCAAAAAUUCCAUCUGUGAUUUCAUUCUACCAUGGGCUUGCCCCUUGUUAUCAUAUCCAAACCAGCAAUCGUCCAAGAACCCUGCAUUCAUCCAUGUUUGUCAAAUUGAUCAUCUCUGAAAUUAAUCAUUGUAUUUCCAGCUCCCAGAAAUAUAGAUUCUGGAAUUUUCUGCUUUACCUUUCUUUCCUCUUUUAAGAUGAUCUUUAAAACCUACCUCUUUGAUAGAGUCACCUACUCAUAUAUUACUUUGUGUGACUCACCAAAAUCUAUUUGUUGGCACUCCUGUGAAACGCCUUGGGAUAUUUUGUUACAUUAAAGGUGUAAAAAUAAUUGC